Danio rerio (zebrafish) is the source of this 1494-nucleotide messenger RNA. RefSeq names its product zgc:165507. Gene Ontology annotation, molecular function: monocarboxylic acid transmembrane transporter activity; symporter activity; transmembrane transporter activity. Gene Ontology annotation, cellular component: cytoplasm; basolateral plasma membrane; membrane. The record is from RefSeq and is marked predicted. Gene Ontology annotation, biological process: transmembrane transport; monocarboxylic acid transport. Lineage: Eukaryota; Metazoa; Chordata; Actinopteri; Cypriniformes; Danionidae.
UGAUUGGCAGAGAUGCCUCCACCUGUCGGACCUCCAGCAGUCCCGCCUCCAGACGGGGGGUGGGGCUGGGCUGUAGUGGGCGGGGCCUUCAUCUCCAUCGGCUUCUCCUACGCCUUCCCCAAAGCCACCACUGUGUUCUUCAAGGACAUCCAGAGGAUCUUCAACGCCUCCUACAGUCAGGUGGCCUGGAUCUCCUCCAUCAUGCUGGCCGUCAUGUACGCCGGAGGCCCCAUCAGCAGUAUUCUGGUCAACACAUACGGCUGUCGGCCCAUCAUGAUCCUGGGUGGUUUCCUGUGCGCCAUCGGGAUGAUCAGCGCCUCCUUCUGCAACAAUGUGUUAGAGCUCUACAUCUGCAUCGGCGUCAUCGGCGGUCUCGGUUUGGCCUUUAACCUGCAGCCGGCGCUGACGAUGAUCGGCAGGUAUUUCUACAAGAAGCGUCCGAUCGCUAACGGCUUCGCCAUGGCGGGCAGCCCGGUGUUCCUGAGCACGCUAGCGCCGCUAAACCAGUACCUGAUCAAUGAGUACGGCUGGAGGGGCAGCUUCCUGAUCCUGGGCGGGCUGCUGCUGAACUGCUGCGUAGCCGGGUCCCUCAUGCGCCCCCUAGUGGCUCCUGCCGGCUCCAUAGCGCCUCCCCCUGUGGUGGAGGUGAAACACGCAGAGAAGGAGAAGCUCACGGCCUGGCAGACGGUCAACAAAUACCUGGACCUGUCGCUGUUCAAGCACCGCGGCUUCCUCAUCUACCUGUCGGGCAACGUCAUCAUGUUCCUGGGCUUCUUCGCGCCCAUCGUCUUCCUCUCUCCGUACGCCAAAGACAACGGUGUGGAUGAGUACCAGGCGGCGUUCCUGCUCUCCAUCCUGGCCUUCGUGGACAUGUUUGCGCGUCCCUCCAUGGGCUUACUAGCGAACUCGCGCUGGGUGCGACCGCGGAUCCAGUACUUCUUUAGCUUCGCUGUGCUGUACAACGGCGUGUGCCACCUGCUGUGCCCGCUGGCUGAGAGCUACACGGGCAUGGUGGUGUACGCAGUGUUCUUCGGCUUCGCCUUCGGGAUGGUGAGUGCCGUGCUCUUCGAGACACUGAUGGACCUGGUGGGAGCGCAGCGGUUCUCCAGUGCCGUCGGGCUCACCACCAUCGUGGAGUGCUGCCCGGUGCUCAUCGGCCCGCCGCUCGCAGGUCAGCACAACACAACAGCUCUUUGAUUGACAUUUUCCCUUUGCACGUGUCAUCAGAGGGGGAAAGCCACGCCCUCUAGUCUCCCUCAUUAGCAUAACCAGCAGCCCUGAGUGAGAAGCAGCCGUCUGUCCAUUAGCCAUUAGAGUGUUUGAGCUGCUGAAGAUAACGUCAGCAUAGACUAAGAGGAUUAUAGAUGUGCAGUUUUAGACAGGAGUCUCCACACACUCACACUGAAGCACACAUGGGGCUGGGCGAUAAUCUCGGCAUCGAUAUUUAUUGACCGAACACUAUUGUCAAUAUCAAUAAAGAAGAUUCAGUAUGAA